CCGCGCGGCCCUGCGCCCGGCGUCCCGCGGCGGAGAGGCGGCGGGCCGGGGGCAUGGGGUGCGCGCCGACUUGUUGCGGGAGCUGAGCUGGUUUUUUUUCUUUUUUUUUUUUUUUUCCUGGCUAUUUUUUUUUUUUUCUUCUUCUUCUUUUUUUUUUCUUCUCAUUUCUUCCUCUCCUCCCCCGGCGAAAUUUGCUCCUCGGACCGCGGCCGGUUUUCCUCCACGCCCUUCCCUCCUCCUCCUCGCUGCCUGGAUCCAUCGCGGUUUCCCCCGGUCCGCAGCAUGGCCAAAGUGGCGGCGGAAAGUUGCGGGACGGCGCCGGCCGAGGACUUGUCCAAGGUGUCGGACGAAGAGCUGCUCCAGUGGAGCAAGGAGGAGCUGAUCCGCAGCCUCCGCCGCGCCGAGGCCGAAAAGAUGAGCGCGAUGCUGGACCACAGCAACCUGAUCCGCGAGGUGAACCGCCGCCUCCAGCUGCACCUCGGCGAGAUCCGCGGCCUGAAGGAUAUCAAUCAGAAGCUGCAAGAAGAUAACCAGGAGCUGAGAGACCUCUGCUGCUUUCUGGAUGACGACAGGCAGAAAGGCAAGAGGGUGUCCCGUGAGUGGCAGAGACUGGGCAGAUACAGUGCCAGUAUUAUGCACAAAGAGGUUGCCUUGUACCUGCAGAAGCUGAAAGAAUUGGAAGUGAGACAAGAAGAAGUGGUUAAGGAAAACCUGGAGCUGAAGGAACUGUGUGUGUUGUUGGAUGAGGAGAAGGGCGGUGGAGCGGGCAGCCGGAGCUCCAUUGACAGCCAAAUCAGCCUGUGCCAAUUAACUGCCACCAGCACGUACAUAAGAGAUGUCGGUGAUGGGAGCAGUACUUCUAGCACGGGAAGCACAGACAGUCCAGAUCAUCAUAAACAUCAUCCGAGUACGAGCCCAGAACAUCUUCAAAAAGCUCGGGGUGAAGGAAGCCCCGAGCAUCAGAAGCACAGGAGUAUCAGCCCUGAGCAUCUCCAGAAGCCCAGGAGUUCGGGCAGUCCUGAUCAUCACCUGAAAGGACCGAGUCCAGAACAUCAGAAAACCAUUGUCAAAGCACCUGAACAACAAAAGCACAGCAGUAGCAGUCCAGAAACUCUCCCAAAGCAUGUUUUGAGUGGUAGCCCUGAACACUUUCAAAAGCAGAGGCCUGGCAGUAGCCCUGAGCAUCAAAAGCACAGCGGUGGCAGUCCAGAUCAUCUUCAAAAGCACACGCCCAGUGGAAGUACAGAACAUCUCCACAAAGUGAGGGGCACGAGCCCUGAGCACCUCAAAAAACACUAUGGAGGGAGCCCAGAGCAUCUCAAGCAUCUCAGUGCAGGCAGCAGAGAAGGUACCCUCAGGAGACAAGUAACAGAUGACCUGUCCCCUCACCACAGAAGUAUAUACAAUGGAAUGAAUGGUCACUUCUGAUCUUAUUAUGGGACUCACCUACUGGCAGCAAGAGAGGAUGAAGUGCUUGUGAUCCUAAAUGAUGAAUGUUAACAUCUUCUGACUUAUUGAUGAACGUAUAAAAUGAUAAAUAAUCAGAAUUUAGGUGUCUCAGUAGAGGACUGACCUGUCUCUGUUGGUCUUGACUCCAAACCAUGUUUGAGAGGAGAAAGUAUUCCUCUGCACAUUGGAUCUUGUUCUGCAAAGUACUGUGUUGUCUAUCUGAAAUCGCUGUUCCUGUCUGAAAAGCAUGCAUAAAAACAGCCUGACUAUUUCUGCUGGAUCAGGAGCUUCUGUACAUCACUGACAGUGCCUGCUCACCCUGAGUUGUGGUCUUGUUAGUGCCUAGGUGACCACAGGGAAGCAAUGUGUUCAGUCAGGUACAGUUAUUUAAACCAGAACUUUCCCUGCAUGUGAACACAUGGGGAAUGGAGUUGGUCAGCUACAUUUAAAUCAAUUCCAGUGGUAUCAGAAACAUGAUACAUAUCAGACUUAUAAAUCAGUUUUAGUUAUUGCACAGCGCUUUACAGCACUGCAUUAACCAUUUUGGCUUCAUGCAUGUUUUAAGCUGUUGUGUGGCACACAGGAAGCUGCUGCAGGUCAGGAGCACCUUUGGUCCUUAGGAACAGCUGAAGGAGCAGAGAAUGAGGUGAUAAUGUUUACUUUCAUAGUUUUUCUCACUUUCUAUUCUCAGGAGUUUGAUCUUGUCAUUUUUUUUCUUGUGUGACUUGUCAACAAAACCUGAAAACACUUGAGAAGCUUUCUGUAAGUGUGUGUGUAUGUAUGUAUGUAAUAAUAACUUACCCAGUAUUCUACAUGCAUUUCUGAAAAGUGCAUCCUCGUUUCUUGGAGUGACAGAAGAUGAGGUCUGAAAGCUGUGUUUUCUAUUAACAAACAUCAAGCCAAACUUACAUAUCUUGUUUUUCAAGGCUUCAACCAAAUGAAUGCGAUGAUAAAACUAUGAUGACUCUCAGAUGCUCUGGUUAAUGAGCACAGAUAUUUGGAACAGACACUGAGUUUAGAAGAGAAAAUGCCAGUGGUGUUAAAUACAUGAAAUUAGAUUGUACCAUAACCCUUAAUAGUCUUUAACUGACACAAAUACCUGGGGUGGAGCUGCCUCUAUAGAAAUUCAUGUCACUUUAGCAUUUGCAAUCUAAGUGGCGUUGUAGCAAUUCAUUGUAAACUCUCUGUUUUAAGAAUUCCUUUGUUUUACCCCAGGCUUUGACUUCUGUGUGCAGAGAAAAUAUCAGAAGGCUUUCGUGUGUGCUUUUUGCUUCCUGCUGAGGUUAUUACAGAGGAGCAGUAAAACUGCUGACUAACACUGCGUGCUGCUGGAGGUGUGAGGGCUCUUGUGGAGCAAAUGCAGCAGCACCUCAAUUGAACAAGACUAUUUGUAAGUUAAGCUCAGCUUCAAUCUUGAGCCAUUCCUGCUGUAAAUGUGCUUCUUGGGAGGGGAACGCAGUAAGAAAAUAUCUUUAUUUUGCUUCUCUAAGUAAAAAGAGAAAAUUACAGUAUCUCUUCAGAGAGAGAAACCUUGCAGUAACAUUACUGAAACAAAUGAUAGCCUUUCCAUGGAAACAGCUCACAUUGUGCAGGCCAAACAGUGAAAUGAUGUCACUUUUGCUCGUGUUCUCUUCUUGCAGUUGGAAUGGAAGUGAUUUUCCUAUCCAGAAUGGCAGUGCACAGCAUGGCACUUGGGACUUCAGCUUUCCCAAUGGCACCCACGCUGGUACAGCUGCCAUUUGAAGCCUGAUACAGCGUUGCUUGCUCUUGAGAGCAACCUGAUAUGUAAGCUGAGGCUUCAGGAUUGGUGGAAUUUUUUUUUUGCUUGUCAGUGUGAGUUAAUCUACUGCUUCUUUUUGGUGUUUAAGUGUAGAGCUCUGAAUCUUUUGUGUUAAUGGGAGUCUGUCAGUUGAAUUCCGUAGGUUUCACAUCGGACUUGUAAAUCAGUGUUACUGUAUGCUGUAAGAGAAUAUGCACAAAUGUGAUUAGAGCGUGCUGUAUUCAUUACCAAACUCAUUUCUGUGGAGGUUUUUUUUCUUUUCAGGUUGAAAUUGUGACUUGUAAUACCAACAGCAGUAACUGACCAGACUAGGGCUGACUGUACAAGUUCAUGUCUGUCUCUGUCUGUUUGAUGCUAGAUGGGCACAUGAAGUCA
Lagopus muta (rock ptarmigan) is the source of this 3604-nucleotide messenger RNA. RefSeq names its product coiled-coil domain containing 85A (gene CCDC85A). The transcript is spliced from 3 exons. Lineage: Eukaryota; Metazoa; Chordata; Aves; Galliformes; Phasianidae. Bases 283 to 1428 code for a protein of 381 amino acids. The record is from RefSeq and is a predicted model, not a curated record.